AUGGCUCUGGUGAUGGACCCCAUCAGUAAAUGGAGCCCGAAGCAGGUCCUCCAGUGGAUGAGAGGACUGGACGAUUGUUUGCUGCAGUAUGUGCGAGUGUUCGAGCGAGAGCGGAUUUCGGGCGAGCAGCUGCUCCACAUCACCCACCAGGAGCUGGAGGAGCUGGGAGUCACUCGCAUCGGGCACCAGGAGCUCAUCCUCGAAGCUGUGGACCUGCUCUGUGCUCUGAAUUACGGCCUGGAGACGGAGAACCUGCGCUCGCUCUCCCACAAGCUCAACGCCUCAGCUAAAAACCUGCAGAACUUCAUCACGGGACGGCGGCGCGGCGGUCACUACGAUGGCCGGGUGUGUCGACGGCUGCCCAACGAUUUCCUCACCAGCGUGGUGGAUCUGAUCGGAGCCGCCAAGAACCUGCUGGCCUGGCUGGACAGGUCACCGUUUGUCAGUGUUACUGAGUACUCAGUGCUGAAGAACAACAUUGUCCAACUCUGUCUCGAGUUAACCACAAUAGUGCAACAGGACUGCACUGUUUAUGAAACAGAGAAUAAAAUUCUACAUGUGUGUAAGACCUUAUCGGGAAUCUGUGAACACAUCAUCUCUCUGUCGUCUGAUUCGCUGGUGUCUCAGUCAGCUCACCUGGAGGUCGUCCACCUCACCAACGUCCUGCCCAACGAGGGUCUGGGCAUGUACAUUAAAUCCACCUACGACGGCCUGCACGUGAUCACUGGCACCACCGAGAACUCUCCUGCUGACCGCUGUAAGAAGAUCCACGCCGGUGACGAGGUCAUCCAGGUCAACUAUCAAACUGUGGUGGGUUGGCAGCUGAAGAAUCUGGUGAACUCUCUGCGUGAGGAUCCGAACGGCGUCGUGCUCACGCUGAAGAAACGACCCCAGAACUCACUCAGCUCAGGACCGGGUCUCCUCAAGAACAGCCGCUGGAAACCUCUCGCUCUGCAGCCCCUCUCCACCAGCCCAUGUAGCGAGUCCACAACACCCCCCGGCACUCUCGGAGUCUCACCUGGUUUGGACACGCCCUCAGGACACGACGUGUUUAUACUCUCUCCUGCGUAUGGACACAGAGAGGAUGAGCUGGACCGGGCCGGUUUUGGCGUUUUCGGAUCUGAAGGCUUCUUCAUGGAUCAGGAGGGGAUGGUGGGAAGUCACUUUCCUCUGCUGGAGGACGAAACCAGCAGAACCGUUGGACUUCGGCGCAGAGACCGAACCCCCACACGUGGGGACCCUCGGCAGGUCUCUCUCGCAUCAGAGUGGCUCGCUGACCCCCAGGAGUCUGGAGUUUACAAACGAGGAAGCAGAGACUCGGACUCAUCUCUGAUGCGCUUCCUGAGCGAUGACAGGAUGCUCGUCCUACAAGAGGAGGCGGAUUUUUCCCAGCGCGACCCCACUCGGCGAACCAGGAAGAAGAGCCGCAAUCCCAGCAGCCCCAGCUUUCCCAUAAGCCCCUCCAUGCUGGCUCCACCCGUACGGCUGGACUCGGGACCCCCGGAUGGGCUGCCUUUCUCUCUGCCCGACUCCAACACCAUGCCACAUUACCACAGAGCUACAGACACACUCCGAGCAGACACAGACAGGUAUGCCAGUUCAGCAGGGGACCGACAAGCAGGACCAUCCAUGAGGAAGUCAGUGCAUUAUGCUUCAUUAAGGACCAAGACCAAGAAAAAGAGCAGAGGGUCACAGAGUAACUCGAGUCGGCGGCGCAUCGCCUGUAAGGACCUUGGUCAUGGUGACUGUGAGGGCUGGCUGUGGAAGAAGAAAGAUGCCUCGGGUUACUUUACACAGAAGUGGAAGAAGUACUGGUUCGUCCUCAAAGAUUCGGAUCUCUACUGGUACACCAACCAGAACGAUGAGAAGGCCGAAGGCUUCAUCAGUUUGCCGGAGUUUCGGAUUGACAGAGCGAUUGAGUGCAGGAGGAAACAUGCCUUUAAAGCCUGCCAUCCUAAAAUUAAGAGCUUCUUUUUUGCGACGGACCACUUGGAAGAGAUGAACAGGUGGAUGAAUCGCCUCGGCUUGGCUGCGAUCGGCUACACUCCUGAUGACCCGGUGCCACGCCCAGAUGAAGAUUACUGGAGUGAAAGUGAUCAGGAGGAGAUCGAUGGAUCCAUGACGCUCAAACAGGAGUCGAGCUACCACUGUAACCCUUCCGCGAGCUCGUCUGCCGGCUUUGGCGAGCGCCACUUCUCCAGCGGCUCCACCUUCUCUCAUUCGUCUGCCGAGGACUCGCACUCGUCCUGCCGCUCUACCCAUCGCGAGCAUGAGCGCCGCUCCUGGCAGGACCUGAUCGAGACCCCUGUGGGCUCUUCGGGUCUUCACUACCUUCAGACGGGCGCCGGGGGGGACGGACGGGUACCGAUGUCGCCCGAGAGGCUGCGGCAGGCCACGCUGCCCGUCCGGCGUCGACGUCCGCCCCAGCAGGACGGCCCGUUCCCCCUGACAGACAGCGAGGAGCCCCGACCGCGCGGCCACGCCCAGAAACAGCGGAGCCAGAGCCUCCCGCGACACCGCUCGCAGGGCACCCUGCGGCCUCGGACCCGGCUUUACGAACAGGACGAAGAGGAGGACGAGGACCAGGAGGAGUCGAGCGUGUGCAAGGUCCAGCAGCGCGUCUGCGAGCCCCUGAAACACGCGAGCGAGGAGCCGGACCCUCUGGAGGAGCUCUAUCGCUCUCUGGAGCAGGCGAGCGUGUCCGCUUUCGGUCAGCAGCGACCCUCGACGCGCCAGGAAUUCCGGCGCUCUUUCGUGAAGCGCUCUAACGACCCGGCAACUAACGAGAGGCUCCACCGCAUACGGGUGCUGCGCUCCACGCUGAAGGCGAAAGAGGGAGACCUGGCCAUGAUCGGUCAGGUGCUGGACGACCCCUGCCUGACCUCUCGCAAGUUCCGUGAGUGGAAGCAGAGGCACCAAGAACUCUAUCUCGAUAUCUGCGAGUUCAGCUCCGCCCCGCUGGAACUGCCCGCCGAGCCCGGCGACCUCUCACCUCUGUCUCCUACACUGCUCAUGCACACACACUCCUUUAUCGAGACUCACGUCUGAAACACACACACACACACAUAAUCGUACAGACGUUUAAAGACACAUCUGGAAUACACUCACACCCACACCUGCGUAACGAACCUGAAGGAAACGACAUGCGCCGGACACGCUGGACAGGCCACGACUUGAAACACUGUGCCCCUCCUCCUCUUCCCUCUGAUUGGUUACCUGACCUUUAAUUGACAGCUGACUGAGCCAGUCCACUGUAACAGAACUUUGUUUGGUGUCUGUGUGUGUGUGUGCAGGUAAACGCGCCUGUUUCGGACAAACACACGUCCAGACACGCUUCCUUUCGUCCGACAGUCUUGCAGUUAUCGUGCACUUGUGUGUAUCAUCGUUUUCCUAAUGCGCCGCUCCACGCCGUGAAGGAAUAGUUCGGCCCAAAAUGAAGCAUACAGCGUUACCACUAGUCCGUCACUCACUCGGUCAGUCCUCGGGGCAACUGAGAAAAGCCCUCAGAUAGUAACCAGGUUCAAACCAAACCCAGAUCCACAGUACCACCUUAAAGCUGUGCAGCAUCCACACUACCUUCUGUGCAAAUAAAUACAUUAUAUAUGCAGUAUAUAUGAAUAUCCGAAGAACACCCGAUGUGAAAACUGUGAGGUCUUCAUUUUUGGCCGAACUAUCAACCAAACAAAGUGCUUCGUUUGUCUCCGUCCAUCGUCUCAGCGCCAGGAUCUGCAGACGCCAUGCAAACGAUUCGUCUCACCCUACAUUUAAACCCGUCUGGAGUUUUUUUUGUUUGUGUGUAAUUCUCAGAAUGUUUGUUUGUUGUAUUUCUUCCCUCCGGAUGCUGCAGGACGAGCGCGCGCUCAUGUAGCCAUGGGCAACGGGCUUCACUCUGUUACCAAGCAACGCCGCCCUACUGUGUUAACUCUCAGAGCAUGCAAGGAUGUGUGUUCAUGUGUGCGAAUGCGCCGGAGAGAAAGCUAGCCAGACUGAUGCACUUCCCGCGGCGCGUCCGUGCGGGACGCCCGUGUAACGAGAACCUGGGUUCUUUAGAGUAUUUAGAACAUAGAUAAACUCCUGCAUGGUUUAAAAAGACGUAUUAAUAUAUGCCAGAUGAAAACAGUAUGUAUAUAAGAAAAUAUUCUUUGCCUAGCUGCAUCCUCUGUUGAAAACUGUGAACUUUAAUUGUGAAUGCAAUCUUCUGGCACUGCAAAGACAGAAGCUUUCUAUCUAUUUUUUUUCUUAAAAAAAAAGGAAC
Trichomycterus rosablanca is the source of this 4255-nucleotide messenger RNA. RefSeq names its product connector enhancer of kinase suppressor of ras 2. The record is from RefSeq and is a predicted model, not a curated record. The coding region runs from base 1 to 3048 and encodes 1015 amino acids. Gene Ontology annotation, cellular component: cytoplasm; membrane. The transcript has 23 exons. Gene Ontology annotation, molecular function: protein binding. Gene Ontology annotation, biological process: regulation of signal transduction. Lineage: Eukaryota; Metazoa; Chordata; Actinopteri; Siluriformes; Trichomycteridae.